AUGACAAUGGAUUCACAAGGAUCAUCUACCAGACGACCUUCUCAAACACCUCAAUUACCUUCCUAUCCAUCAAAUAAUAUUGCAGUUCUAUAUCUCAAACCAUAUCAACAACCCAUCAUUUUAUAUUCCAAAAUUUUCCGAUCUUUUAAACGUUUACCACGCGUAUUCAGAAUGAAAGACUUGAACAAAGAAAAUGAAAUUAAAUCUCGUGAAACACAGAUGGAUGGUAAUAUUCAAGAAGUUUUAAACCAAUUGGAAAAUUUAAGAGAUGGAAUGUCUAUGGAGAAUUUUGUAGAACUGAUAUUACUGGGUGUAAUAGAAGUGUUAUGUUGA
Dentiscutata erythropus is the source of this 333-nucleotide messenger RNA. Lineage: Eukaryota; Fungi; Glomeromycota; Glomeromycetes; Diversisporales; Gigasporaceae. The record is from the annotation of a GenBank genome assembly.